This is a messenger RNA of Castor canadensis (American beaver), 2840 nucleotides long. It is a transcript of the gene Tmbim6, whose product is annotated as transmembrane BAX inhibitor motif containing 6. Gene Ontology annotation, biological process: cellular response to unfolded protein; negative regulation of RNA splicing; negative regulation of apoptotic signaling pathway. Gene Ontology annotation, cellular component: mitochondrial membrane. NCBI's taxonomy places the organism in Eukaryota, Metazoa, Chordata, Mammalia, Rodentia, Castoridae. The record is from RefSeq and is a predicted model, not a curated record. Gene Ontology annotation, molecular function: enzyme binding.
GCGGGCACCGGGUAAAGAUCUAGAGCCAACCCUGAGAGACUCAGAGCAUAUCCGGUGUUAGAAGAGCUGGUAAGCUCCGGAGAGGUGGGUUAAGAAGAGAAGGAGGCUGUGUCACACAGACUCUGGAACCAUGAAUGUAUUUGAUCGGAAGAUCAACUUUGAUGCCCUCUUAAAAUUUUCUCAUAUAACCCCCUCAACACAGCAGCACCUAAAGAAGGUCUAUGCCAGUUUUGCCCUCUGUAUGUUUGUUGCGGCUGCGGGUGCCUAUGUCCACGUUGUCACUCAUUUCAUUCAGGCUGGCCUGCUCUCUGCCUUGGGCUCCCUGGGGUUGAUGAUUUGGCUGAUGGCAACACCUCAUAGCCAUGAAACUGAACAGAAAAGACUGGGACUUCUUACUGGAUUUGCUUUCCUUACAGGAGUUGGUCUGGGCCCUGCUCUGGAGUUGUGCAUUGCUAUCAAUCCCAGCAUCCUUCCCACUGCCUUCAUGGGCACAGCGAUGAUCUUCACCUGCUUCACCCUGAGUGCACUGUACGCCAGGCGCCGGAGCUACCUCUUUCUGGGAGGUAUAUUGAUGUCAGCCAUGAGCCUGAUGCUCUUGUCUUCCCUGGGAAACCUUUUCUUUGGAUCCAUUUGGCUUUUCCAGGCAAACUUGUAUAUGGGGCUGGUGGUCAUGUGUGGCUUUGUCCUUUUUGAUACUCAGCUCAUUAUUGAAAAGGCUGAAAAUGGAGAUAAGGAUUAUAUCUGGCACUGCAUUGAUCUCUUCUUAGAUUUUGUUACUCUCUUCAGAAAACUCAUGAUGAUCUUGGCUAUGAAUGAGAAGGACAAGAAGAAAGAGAAGAAGUGAGAUGACCAGCAUUUCCCAGUUUGACUUCCUCUCCCUCUCCCCCUCAUUUCCUCUUUGCACACAUUACAGGUGGUGUGUUCUAUGAUAAUGAAAAGCAUCAGAAAAGCUUUUGUACUUUGUGGUUUUCUCUAUUUUGAGUUUUUUGAUCAAAAAACUGAUUAGCAGAAUAUAGUUUAGAGUUUGGCUUCGUAUUCCUGGGGUUCUUCCUUAUUCCCUUUUCUGUCAGCCCAUCUGUAGCUCUUGCUCUGCUCAGGCAGCUAGACCACCGUGAUGAGGAGUGGGGCCAGCAGAGGAACAAACUCAAGGAGUCCACGUUCCCACCGAGCCUCAGCAAGUGGACCUAGACUGUUUGAUAAGAGCUACAUUGGCUUACCCUUCCUCAGUGUUGUUUGGUUUUGCGCAUGGUUCCUGUGGGACUGGGCAGUGCGUUUUCCAUUGGGAAGAAGGUUGCUGGUCCCAUGGUUAACUCAGACUCAUCAUAUCUGAGCUGUCAGCUCCCAAAGAAAGCAAAGAGUAUCUGGUGGGUGCUUUGCUUCCUCUGCACUGUGUGAGCUGGUCUGACAAGCACCUUUCUGCCUUGUUGUCAUGAGGGGAAUGUGGACUUGUGUAUGUUCCCUUUCCCACUGCUGCCUGACCCUCAGGGAAUCUGCCUGCUUCCAUCCAUGGGGUAGGAGGACUUGAGCAUAAAGGGAAGACUAAUUCUUGUCAGGCAUUUAUGAAAAGGCUGAAUAAUAUAUGGCAAGGUAGAGGUAGCACAGAAUUCUCCAAUUUUCCCUGGUGGUUGUAUCUUUUUUUGUUGGUUUUUAAAAUUGUUUUAUCACCUUAGUUACUAAGUGGUCUCCACCAGUGGCUAUGGUAAAAGGUCCCAGGAGAAAAAGGAUUGGGAAGGGAAUGAUUGAACCUCUGUGGUUAAUUGUAAUGAAUACUGCCAGAUGAUCCUAGAUAAAGGACUCUUUGGAGUGAUGGGGGACAAGCCUCCAUCAACCACAUGGUUUCUUGUUGGAAUCAGUGAAGCAGGGUCAUAGUGACUUGGAAGACAGCAUUUGUAACAACCCAUUAGUGCAUUUUUGUCCAACCCUACCUGGACACUUUUAGGAUGUUGUCAAGCCAGAGAUUCGGGGUAGUAGGUAAAUGGUCAUUUGACAGAUGCACUUUAAAUUUUUGGUCUGGUCACCUGUUUCCAGAAAUCUGCAGUCCUUUGGGCAGGAGCCAGGUGACCAAAUUGGCAAGAGCUCCAAUUCCCUUCAGCUUUGUUGUUACAGGUGUGGGUAGGCAGUCCUAAUGGGAAUCACCAGCUCCUUCCCCAUGGGUACUACAGUCAGCUGGCACAGAAGGUCAGCGUCAGGAGUGGUUGUGACCCUGGUUAAGGUUUCAGUGCAGGGGAACUAUGCCAUUGAUGGCUCAUUACCAGUAGGAUGCUAUUUUUGGACUUUCCUGUUCACAACCUGUACAUAGUGACUGCAGGUUUGCAGUGUACCAUGUCAUUAUGCCAUCCCAUGAAACUUGCUGGAGUGGUAUGGCACCCAGCAUGGCUUGCUUCUAUUGAGGUUGCUGCCCUCUGAUUUAGCUGCUACCUCCAGCCUCUGGCUUGAGAACUUACUAAAGGGAUGUUCUUCCUAUUAAGCCCUCAUUAGCAACUCUCCACAAAUACGGUGAUUCUCUGCUAGGCCUGAAUCUGAGUUUCACCUCUUGAAGCCAAACUCCACCUUUUGUGCUUUUUUGCUUGGGAUAAAGGAGUUUUUCUUUAGAAACAGUGCCAAGAAUGACAAGAUAUAUAUAAAAAAAAACUACUUUUAAAGAAAAUGCCUAACAGGUUUUUAAUACAGGUAUCACUGUAAUUUCCACUUUCUUUUCUAGUUCGUGGUUUUCAGCUCAGGCUGCAUUCUCUAACUCAUACUGUGAAGCAAAGGUGUUUUUGAUUAAAAAAAUAUAUGAUAUCUACAUAGUCUUAAUUUGUAAAAAAUAAAGAAAAUUCCUUAACCUUUCUUGAUGUUUG